AUGUCUGUAGAGACUGCUCUCAACUUCUACGAGGUGGGAGUUCGUAUCGGAGAGAUCCGCAAGAACCGUUGUUGCGUAUUGUGUACCGUACGUGUAGAUGUCUGUAAGUUCGACGACGAAGACCUGCUGCCUGCUCUGGGCCCUAUCCUUGUUGUAGCUCCUCCUGAUGCGUGGGAGGGCCCCGUCUCGACAAACCUUUUAAAAGGAUUCAACCGAACGCAAAUCUGA
Molecule: messenger RNA, 228 nt
Organism: Phytophthora nicotianae INRA-310
Lineage: Eukaryota; Oomycota; Peronosporomycetes; Peronosporales; Peronosporaceae
Exons: 1
Coding region: 1-228 (75 amino acids)
Source: RefSeq, a predicted model, not a curated record